CGAACAAAACUGGGAUCCCAAACGUGACAUGUAUUGGAAAUUGUCGGGGAAGAAAAUGACGGACGUUUGGGACUUCCUUUUCGGACCCGGACCGCCUGGUCUGACCGACCUCGAAUACAGUCAAUGGAGAAACCUGGUGUUCGCUGUGCUCAAUGGGUGCCACGGUGCGCACCCAGGGAGUCUGUCUCACACUUCCUCAGAAGGCUGGAGCACGUUUACUUCACGCUGGCCGAACCGCUCACUCUUGAAAACUACAAGUCACAGUUUGACGAGGAGGACCCUUUCGACGCUCACGACAUGGAGGAGCUGAGCGACUCCGAAACCUUCGAUUUCGAGUCCAUGCCACUUCCUAGGGUGGUUAGACAGGUUGGUGAUGAAGAGGAAGGUGUCCCUCAGAGAUAUAGCACGUCCCCUGCCGGUUUGAAGCGUGUGUUUCGGGGCGAACCAGUCGACAACCAAUCGUCUGAUGACGGGGAGGAAGAGAGAGACUAUGAUCACGAACCUUGUGACAGGCUCCCUGUGGACCAUGACACCUGGCAGAAUGACAGACUCUACUUCUUCGGCAAGCAUCGCCGGUUCACGUCGGGGGAUGUCUGGGGACACAACGUCAUCUGGCACUCGAGGAUAUUCCAACCUGCUGUGAGGAAUGGAAUAUGGGUCAUGGCAAUAAAGGAGGUCGAUGGCAAGUGGAGUGGACUGAAGAGACUGGGAGCGGGUGCAUUUAAGAGAAAGGCAAGAACUGCUCUGGUGGAGCAUUUGAGUCUCAUGAACCCCGAGAGGAACGAUCAGGACGUCGAUGCGUAUGCAGAACAAAAGCUACAUGAGUUGUACGCCAACACUAUGUUGGAGUUUCGAGCGCCUUUCUACGCACUCGAAAUGGCACCGUCUCGUGGCAUUGACUGGCGCAUGCCGCAACCUCCGCCGGCCGGUCAGCAUCCGGGAGGGGGUGGUGGAGGAGACGAAGGAGACGGCGGAGGUGGCGGAGGAGACGGCUCACAGUUUGCCGGAAAGGGGACGGGCGAGACAUCAUCGGUUGAGAAGGCGUCCGGCGGAAGGGGGUCGGGCGGAAAGGGGUCGGGCGGGAAGGGGUCGGGCGGAAAGCGUAGAACGAGCGAAGGUGCGACCUCCGGUUCCCUCGGCUCGGGCGACCGCCACAAACUGCAAAUACAUUCGGAUUUGUUGCCGUCGCCCUACACCAUAAGUGCUCCUCACGCAACAGUUCCGCAGGGCCAAGAAAAUGUGACGUCCUGGCCCCCGCAUCUUCAGUUGGACACAGGGUUACCCUGCUCGCCUCCUUUCUCAUGUGUUGAGACUCGAGACUGGUGGUUUCGCGACGUGCUAGAGGGGCCCGCUCCAGGAGUGUUGGAGACCGAGGGUAGCGGGAACGAACGUCACACUCCUGGGGAAGACGAGCACUCUCCGGGAAUGCGUGCUGUACAUCGGGAAGAGGAGACUGAACGCUGGCAGUCUCGCAAAGUGUUGGAGACCGGGGGUAGCGAGUGUAAACGUCAUGCUUCGGAGGGUGCGUCCGUGGACACUUACAGCGAGAGUGCAGGAGCUCCGGGGGAAACGCAUGUUGUACAGUGGGGAGAGGAGACUCGACAUGGGCCGGCUCGUAAAGACGUGAAGUGGCUCCACGCACAAGCGAUGGUGAUCGGGACGUCCGAAGAGGGAGGUAAGUGGACGUCCGUGCAAGAUCCCGUUCUGGGCGACGAUGAAGACGAAGAAGAACCCGCGAAGGAAGCUCGGGUUCAUGGCGAUGAGAAAGGUGGAGAAACCGUGGUGGAAGGCGGUAAGGUGACUGUCGACAUCCGGACGGAUCCACAGCGGAAAGAUGGUGAUUCUUCACCCACCCGUUGCGGUGAAGAACAGGGUGGUCGAGUGUCUGUCCUGAGCACCGCUCGGGGAAUGGUGCUUCACAAAGCCAUAGAGUUGGGUGACGACUCGGCAGCCACCGAGCUUGUUAGCGACUCAGGCGUGGCCGAGUUGCAGAACGUUGAAUCCUCCGUGGAAGGUGGUGAGGUGGCCAUCAGUAUCAAGAUGGAUCCAGAGCGGAAAGAUCAUGAUUCUCCGUCCACCCGUUGCGGUGCCGAACAGGGUGAUCGAGCAUCUGUCCUUAGUACCGGUCGGGAAAUAGUGCUUCAUGAACCCAUCGACUUGCCAAGCGACUCAGCUGCCACCGAGCUGGUUAGCGACACAUCCGUGGCCGAGGUCCACAACCUCGAAUCGUCCGUGGACGUUGGCGCACUGGCGCGACAGGAGGGCGAGUUUCCUCAAAGGCCUCCCGAGCACGGUGUGAGGUUGUUAAUGUCCCUACCCAUGAAGCCUUUAAAAGCCGUGCGCGAGAAACGUCUUUCAAGGAGGUCAUUGGCCGCUUCACCGAAGAAGUCGUCAAGUGUAGGGUUGUUUAAAAGGGUCCAGAUGCCUCGCCUUUCCCAGAGAGCUGUCAGAGUUCUGAAGGCUUGUGGAAUAGACAAGGAGGAAGGUCUGCGGAAACAUUUGGUUGCGUCUAUUGAGAGCGUUACUGCUUUGUCUGACGGGUCUGAUGACGAUGGCAAACGGGGUGUCUUGAAAGACCCGUGUCCUAAGUACAUCGCGAAGGACACAUUCAACAAGCGGGGAUACAACUUUUCUGGGAAAAGGGCAGACAGUUCUUAGCCAUUCCACCACGGGGUUUGUGUUCACUCCUCACACUUGUUCGUGGGUGUUUGUGCAGCAGGGGCUACAUCAUGUUUUCGCGUUCCGUUGCCUACUGAGGAGCGUAGCGCUACGGACUUGAGAAUGUUGCGGAACGUC
Messenger RNA from Chara braunii, 2796 nucleotides. The record is from the annotation of a GenBank genome assembly. Lineage: Eukaryota; Viridiplantae; Streptophyta; Charophyceae; Charales; Characeae.